Metarhizium robertsii ARSEF 23 is the source of this 1398-nucleotide messenger RNA. Its product is annotated as HET-domain-containing protein. The record is from RefSeq and is a predicted model, not a curated record. Bases 1 to 1398 code for a protein of 465 amino acids. The transcript has 2 exons. Lineage: Eukaryota; Fungi; Ascomycota; Sordariomycetes; Hypocreales; Clavicipitaceae.
AUGGCCACGACCGUGUUGUCCUCGCCAACAACCAUCUCUGCACACGCAUCGUCACCAUCGCGCAUCGAUGAACCAUACGCAAGCCGCCCGUUGGAGGCCGCGGCCGACGGCAUUCGCCUCGUCACCAUCGACCCGGAGCUGACGCCCGACGGGCUCCUCUCAUGCCAGCUGCAGACCACAACCUUUGCGCGCCGCCCGCGGUACGAAACGCUCUCGUACCGCUGGGGCGAUGAGUCUUGCCGGCGCAGCAUCGUCGUCGACGGCGCGGAACUGUACGUGACGGCCAACCUGUUCGAGGCGCUGCAGUACUUCCGCACCCACGCGCGCCGGGCGGCCCUCUGGAUCGACGCCAUCUGCAUCAACCAGAGAGACACCCCCGAGCGCAGCAGCCAGCUGCGCAUCAUGCCGCACAUCUACGCGCGCGCAGAGUCGACGCUCGUGUGGCUGGGCGGCCGAUACAUUAACCUGCCCAUCGACCUGGGGCCCGACUCGCCGGGCGCCGAGCCCAACGCCGACAUCAGAGACAGGGUCAUGGCCGACGCCUACUGGCAGCGCGUGUGGAUAUUGCAGGAGAUUGGCAAGGCACGACGGAUUCACCUCUGCUUCGGCCGCGAGCCCGCCGAGUGGGACGCCUUCAUCUCGUGGAUCCGGCAGCACAACGGGGCCGACCAAGACGACGGUGUAGGUCCCCUGCGUCUGGACCGGCUCCGAAGGCACAAGUACGACGGCAGCUGCUCGCUGCGCCAGCUCCUCGAAAACCACGCCUCGGCCUUGUCCAAGGACCCCCGGGACAAGAUCUACGGGCUCGUCGGGCUGUCCACCGACGGCCGCGGGUUCCCCAUGGACUACAGCAAGACGCUGCUCGAGGUGUGGUGCGACACGAUGCACUUCAUGAGCCGCCACGAGCUGCUGCCGUCCGACUGCGACGCGCGCGUCCGCUUCUGCCGCCUCGUGCGCGACCUCCUGGGCGGCGAGGCGGCGCUGGGCUCCGUCGGCGGCGUCGGCGCCUGGGCUCACGAGACGGCCACCCCCGACGAGCCCCGGCUGGCCAUGCUCAAGAUGUCCGCGGCGCCGUGGGGCCAGACGCCUUGCAAGCUGGCGUUUGUGCCGCCCGACACGCGGCAGGGCGACCUCGUCUGCCGCGUCGACGGCCACCCCAUGAAGAGGGUCGUCGUGCGCCCGGCCCCCGAGGACCACUCCAACGACGUGAGGAUGCACAUUUGCGGCACCGCCCUGACUGUCAGGGACGUCCUGGCCGACGGGGGCUUCGACGACGGCAGUGUUCACAUGUCGUACAAGCUGGACUUGAUGAUGGACGCAAGGACCCUGUACGCCUUGAUUUUCGGGAACCAUGAUGAGCGGCUGGAGACACUGCUGGAGACACUGCAAGUGAAGUAG